This is a messenger RNA of Talaromyces amestolkiae, 1941 nucleotides long. RefSeq lists its product as uncharacterized. The record is from RefSeq and is a predicted model, not a curated record. NCBI's taxonomy places the organism in Eukaryota, Fungi, Ascomycota, Eurotiomycetes, Eurotiales, Trichocomaceae. Bases 1 to 1941 code for a protein of 646 amino acids. Gene Ontology annotation, biological process: L-arabinose metabolic process. The transcript is spliced from 5 exons. Gene Ontology annotation, molecular function: alpha-L-arabinofuranosidase activity.
AUGGCCUCUAAACGCAUGGCAUUAGUGGCGCUCACAGCGCUUUUGGGUACUAUGCCCACAGCGGGUGCGGUAACACUCAACGUUUCUACCGAAGGUGGCAAUGCGACGAGUUCCAUCAUGUAUGGCCUUCUCUACGAGGACGUCUACCACUCUGGUGACGGAGGCUUAUACAGCGAGCUAAUUCAGAACCGUGCAUUCCAAGGCACUUCUGUUAAUAACAAUCAGGGUCCCUAUCAAACUCUUCAGUAUUGGCACACUGGUGGAUCCGAUACUCUAACCCUUGACAACGAUGCCCCGCUGCUGACCAGUGCGCUUCCAUGGCACAUGCGAGUUGAUGUAGCCAGUGACGCAACUGGCCAAACUGGAUUCUGGAACGAGGGAUAUUGGGGUAUGAAUGUGACAACAGCAAGUACCUAUAACGCAAGCUUCUACAUUAGGGGCAGCUACACAGGCGAGAUGUUAGCUGCCUUUUGGAGUAAUACGACAAACUCUAUGCUUGGCAGCACGUCUUUCAACGUCAAUCAGACUGAAGCAGACGGUUGGGUAUCUUACUCACAAACUUUCGUACCAACAUAUUCCGGUCCAGACGAAAAGAAUACAUUCCACAUCACCUUCGAAGGAUCCAAUGUUGCAGGUGGAAGUAUCCGCUUUCAAAUGAUUAGCGUCUUAUCGCAAUCAUUUAACGGCUCUCCGAAUGGAUUGCGCAUGGAUCUUGCCGAGGCUGUCAAUGAACUCAAUGGCAAGUAUCUCCGCCUGCCCGGUGGAAAUAAUCUAGAAGGAAUUGCUUCUCCAUACCGGUGGAAAUGGAAUGAGACGAUUGGACCAAUCAUUACACGCCCUGGACGUCCAGGUACUUGGGGCUAUGUCAAUACCGAUGGACUUGGACUUCUUGAAAUGAUGCAGUGGUGCCUUGAUAUGAAUCUUGAGCCUAUCCUCGCUGUGUGGGAUGGUUUGUACCUUGAUGGAGAGAUAGUAGACGAGGCAGAUUUACAGCCAUACAUUGAUGAUGUGCUCAAUGAGCUGGAAUUUCUGACGGGGCCCUCUACAUCAGAAUGGGGUUCCAAGCGCGCGUCCUUGGGAUAUUCCGAUCCCUUUACAAUCAAUUAUCUUGAAAUUGGGAACGAGGACUUCCUCAAUGGGGGCAUUCCUAGCUACUUAGCAUAUCGUUUUAGCAUGUUCUAUGACGCAGUCAAGAACGAGUAUCCCAACAUGAAAAUCAUUUCAUCCAUCUGGGCAGGAUAUUUCACAGAUUCAUCGCUUCCUGUCAAUGUUAUUCAAGAUCUCCACGACUACUUGUCAGCAGAUGAUAUGGCUGCAAAAUUCAAUGGUUAUGAUAAUGCUCCUCGUACUUAUCCCGUUUUGGUUGGCGAGUAUGCCGCCAUCUAUGAUGCCCAGCAUACCAGUCCCAAUCAGCUCGACAAUCCGACAUUGCAAUCUGCCACUUCUGAAGCUGUAUAUUUCCUUGGAUUGGAACGAAAUGCAGACCUCAUCGUCGGUAUUUCCCACGGCGCGCUUAUUAAAAGUUUGCAUGACGAGCCGGACAAUGUUGCCAUGAUCAAGCAUUCCCCAACUUCGAUAGUACGGUCAAUGAGUUACUAUGCAGCAAAACUAUUUGCAACCAAUUUUGGUUCAGAAACCGUCGAGGUGACAGGUGAUGUUGCAUAUGGGCCGCUGUAUUGGGCUGCCACGAAGAACGAUUCCGGCACCUUCUUCAUUAAGAUUGUCAAUUAUGGUGGUGACUCUUCGACAACAGUUACCGUACUCGUGCCAGGGAAGACCAAUGUAGCCACAUUGAAGACCCUGAGCGCACCGGACAUGUAUAGCACGAAUACCCUGGGAGAUACUCAAAGUAUCUGGACGGAGACACAGAUCUCAGUGUCUGAAGGAGGUUACUCAUUUACAUUGAGUGGAGCCUACAUCAUGGCCGUUUUGGUUGUUUAG